AUGUGUCAGUCAUACACCAAGAACCCUGCAGAGGAACCAUGUGUCAGUCAUACACCAAGAACCCUGCAGAGGAACCAUGUGUCAGUCAUACACCAUGAACCCUGCAGAGGAACCAUGUGUCAGUCAUACACCAUGAACCCUGCAGAGGAACCAUGUGUCAGUCAUACACCAAGAACCCUGCAGAGGAACCAUGUGUCAGUCAUAUACCAUGAACCCCGCAGAGGAACCAUGUGUCAGUCAUAUACCAAGAACCCCGCAGAGGAACCAUGUGUCAGUCAUAUACCAAGAACCCUGCAGAGGAACCAUGUGUCAGUCAUACACCAAGAACCCUGCAGAGGAACCAUGUGUCAGUCAUACACCAUGAACCCCGCAGAGGAACCAUGUGUCAGUCAUACACCAUGA
Knipowitschia caucasica is the source of this 402-nucleotide messenger RNA. Lineage: Eukaryota; Metazoa; Chordata; Actinopteri; Gobiiformes; Gobiidae. The record is from the annotation of a GenBank genome assembly.